UAACCAUCAGCUAUUGAUAGACAAGUACAAAUUGAACAACAUUCAUCUUGAUCAUGAGCCUAGCUGAUGCUUCUGUUACCGAUGAACCAGAGGUUCAGAGCGAAGAAGAGAAGCUGAAGCACCUGGACUUUGUCGAAGAUGCAGUACAGCAAGUAGUUGGUAUUGCAUCAAAAGUAUACGAUUAUGUAAAGGAUAAAGUUGGUACUCUACCUGGCGUUGAGACGAUAGAGACUACUGUCAAGAGUGUUGUUGGCCCUGCUAUUGAUAAGUUCCAAGAUGUCCCUGGUGAGGUCCUCAAGUUUGUUGAUCGUAAGGUUGACGAGGUACUUCCUUCUGCUGUGAAGGACGCAACAACUACAGCCAAAAGCUUCUCAACUGAGGUGGUCUCCGACGUCAAGAAUAAUGGUUUGGUGGAAACCGCCAAAGAACUGUUGGUAAAAGUCGAGCCAGUUGCUGAGGAAUAUGCUUCUUCAGCUUGGGAAACUCUUAGUCGCAUCCCCCUUGUCACUAAAGUCAUUAACGCUUUUGCACCAGCAGCCGCUUUCGUUGCUGAAAAGUACAACGAGACUGUGCAGCAAACAGCAGAAGAAGGGUACAAGGUUUCUUCAUUCCUACCAUUGGUGCCCACCGAGAAGAUUGCAAAGGUAUUCACCAUCCCUGAAGCUGAACCAGCGGAGGUUGCUGGAGGAGAAGAAGCUGCGGAUGUUGCUGGAGGAGAAGAAGCUGCGGAGCCAGAGGUUCCUGGGGAAGAGGCAGAAAUUGUGGCGGAAGAAUGAUUGGCAUCGAUGUGUAUGGUGACGUGGUUUUAUGUAUGAUAUUGUAAGGUACGUGAUAAUAUAUUAUGUUGGUUUAUGGAACCGUGUAUUUCUUUUGUGAAGUGUGUAAAUGAAGUCGUCAUGUCGCUAGUUUCGGGCUUUCGAAAGGAAAUAUGUAUGUUCAUUGUCCCAUUUACAAUCAACAAAAUUGUACUUAAGAGUUAAGGUGUGAUUAUGUAUACGAAAAUCGUUUAUGUUCAUAAGUGUUGGAUUCUUCGCCGAAAAAUGUAAUAUCAAGUUUCUUUUCUUUAAUCCCUUUUUAUUGUAG
Lactuca virosa is the source of this 1083-nucleotide messenger RNA. NCBI's taxonomy places the organism in Eukaryota, Viridiplantae, Streptophyta, Magnoliopsida, Asterales, Asteraceae. The record is from the annotation of a GenBank genome assembly.